Messenger RNA from Caenorhabditis auriculariae, 9138 nucleotides. NCBI's taxonomy places the organism in Eukaryota, Metazoa, Nematoda, Chromadorea, Rhabditida, Rhabditidae. The record is from the annotation of a GenBank genome assembly.
AUGCGUCGGAAGAACUAUAGUCUGUUUUUGCGUUUCGAACUAUAGCUAUUUCCAUCGGAAUCCGAUAAUAUUUGGGUUCAAAAUCGCCGCCACGUGUGUCCGUCCUCGUGGCGCGGUUCCAAUUCGAUAAGACAACAAAAGUCGGCGGGAAAAGCCGCGGUUCACGUUCAGCUAUCCAUCUCUCAACAUGUUGCAGAGAGGGACGAAAGGAUUGCGACAGGCUCGCCUCGGGCCAGCCAGCUGACGCGAGUGAGCCGAGAGUCAGACGACGGGAGUCGUGCGGAGGGCGGCCAGAGACGCAGGUCCAUCGAUCGGGUUUCCCGAAGGCGGCAGCAGCAGCCAGCGGCGCCUCCGGGGCUCACGUUUUCCGUCUUUUAUCUGGGAAAACUUUCUUCUCGUUUUUCUUCAAAUCAAUAGUCAAAGCACGGUUCUUUUGAUAGCACGGUCGUUUUUUUGAUGCUCUUGACAAGUGAAGAAGUUUUGAUAAAUUUGAUUUUUUUUUUCUCACGGAAAAUUUCUCCUUGUUCGCUCAUUUCAUGUGGGAAGUUUCAUGCAUUCGGCCUCAAAAAACAUGAAAUUUUUGUUUUUUUUUUCUCUUUUUUUUCUCAUUGUUCAUCAUGGCGCUCUUUUUUUUUUACUUUACUACAAGAGUUCUACUCCAUCCACGUUCGAAUUUUUUCUAAGUACUGUGAAAAGUUACUGGAAAAUCGGUUUUCAUUUUUUUCUUCAACUUUUUAGGUACAAUUGUCCAUUUUUUCUUCGUCAACGAAAAUCAGAAAAAUAAUUAGCAAGUUUUUCAACAAUUCAUUCAAAUCAUUUUUUACCGGUUUCCCAUUUGACAGUCAUGUGUCAGUAAUUAAAGUUAUUUAAAAUUCCUCUGAAAAAAAUGAAGAAAAAAAGAUUAUGUAGAAGUUUCACGUCCCUUUCUUAUGGCGCUUUUUCCCAAUCGAAAGAAAACGAUCGUUUUCUAACAAUCUCUGUUCUCUCUUUCCUAUCUGAACGUUUCCAGUAGUCCUUGCUGGAGUCCACGGAUUCUGGUACUUGACCAGAAGAUGGUGGAACUCUGCGAGCUGCGAAUGCUGCCCGACGGCGACGACUGGCCCGCCGACAUCGACUCGCGGAUCGCCGCUCUCAACUUCGGCGGCGACUCGGUGCUCUUCGAGAGCUUCGACCCGUCGGUCAGCACCGAUUCGCUGGAUUCGCAGCAGCUCCGCGAACGAUGCCAGCCUCGCAAGGACGACUUCCAGCUCGCCUUCGCCGAUUCCGGCCAUUGGCAGGUACUGUUUCAUUGAUUUUGAAACAACUGAUAACCUUUUUCCAAGGACCUUGAACGUUUUUUUGAAAUUUUUAACUUUCCUGGUUCUCUUCCUCCACGCCACAGAUCUGUCUGUGAGCGAACAAUACACAUUUCGUUUUUUUUUAAAUUGAUUUUCUCUGUCAUGAAGUUAAUGUUGUUUCCUUUAUUCGUUGAUUGAUUGAAAUAUAUUGGUUCUAAACAAGAAUAAUUCCGAUUCCAAAAAAAAAAGAAACAUUUUUCGCGUAACAGCAUUAUUUCGAGAAGAGCCUUGAAAAGCCUUUUCGUGUAUUUUUUUAUCCUGGGUUUAUUUUUUAAGUAGACUCUUCAGAAUUUUUAAUAAGUUUUUCUUCUCGCUCAAGUAAAAUAGCUAUUUCACCAUUUGUCCAGCUUCUUUUUUUCUCGGAUCUUUUCUUCCAUCAGCCUUUUUAAACAGACUCAAUAAAAAAAUCCAUCGAUAAAAAAACGCGAAGAAUCUCUUUUUAAUCGAUUUUUUUCGAUCAAAUUCACCCACAUUCUUGUUUCAACCAGUUUUUUUCGAUUUUUUUAUUAUUUCACAGUUUUUUUCAAUUUCUUCUAGUCGAAGUUUUGCGAUUCUUUUAAUUGCCGUAAAGUGGUUUUUUUCCUUUUUGUGAAAAAAACUCUGAAAAACGCUUGGAUUUUUCUGUUCCGAAUCUCGUUUGGCGAGUGUUCAAACGAGGUUUUUUUAAUCGAAUGACCAAUUCAUUUCAUGUUCUUGUUACAUCACUUUGUAGAGGGCACUCAUUGGAAAAAAAAAUUGAAGGUUUUCUUUUGGAUGGGCCUUUAACUGCAAAAGCAGGAAAAAAUUGGAAUGAGGAAGAAAUUUUGACACUGAUUUUUUACAAAAAAAAAACUGUGAAUAGAAAAUCUUUUCAAUUUUUUUUUCCCAAAAUGUUUGAAAAAAAAAAUUAAUCGAAACCAUACUUCUUGGUCAACAGUUUUGUUCAGAAAUUGAAACUUUUUGAUUGAUUUGACGGAAUAGUUCAGGCAAUCAAUAUUAAAAACCUUUCUUUUAAAUUUAUCUAUGAAAUAUGAGAUUUUGGGGUGUAAUUUUCGGUCGUAUAGGAGCUCUGAGCUUUUUAUAAAUCUUGAGGGCACUUCAGAAAGGAUUUUCCAAUAGAAAAUACUUAUCACUACUGAGAUUUUCCUGCUAACGAGUGAGGAAGGUCGUCUCUUUCUUUCUCUCACUUCUUUUUUUCUCCGCCCUACCAUAAUUGUUUUUUCUUCCUUUACUUCAAUAAAAUACCACUAUCUUUUGCGCCAUUUCACGCCGAAAACCCGUUCGGCAGGCGGCCGAACGAUCGUCAAUAACGCACGCAUCUAUUUUUGCAAUCAAUGCCGAUGGAGAUAAACUUUUGACUUUUCCCUUCCUUUCAUUUCAUUUGUCGCGCUGUUCGUCUCCAACUUUUCAUAUUGAACAACUUAUUCUUGAGGUUUUUCGGUUAUUCAUUCAUUCCGUGUUCCGCGAAACGCAAAGUUAUCUCUGACUCUCAAGAAUUUAGUUCCCUUUUUCAAUCCCUGACGGCUUUCUCGAAUUUCGCCGAAUCCCUUUGAAAACGGCUUUACUCAGCGGAAAUUGUACUAGAACUUAUUUGAGUAUAGUUUAUGGAUAUAUUUUUCUCAAUAACCCUCGCUAAAGCUUCCAAAUUCAUUUCCUAACUUCAAAACGGCUUCUCCACUCAAGAAUUUUAUUGAGCUUAUCUUCCUCUUUUAAUUCUCAAUGCACUUUAAGGGAAAAAUUAUUGAAAGUUUGAUCAAAAAAGUUUUUUUUGGGUUUAUUGAAAGUUUCAUUCGAAAAAAAGAAAGAGAAGGAAUAUGAUAAUUUCGCUGUUUUCUCAAUUUUUUAGACAUCUUAGGGCGUAUAUAAAUGAAAUCUUUUUCAGGAAAAAAUAUUAUUCCGUUUUUCGAUUCCAGUUCUCAAAUGUCUUCUUUUUCGCAAUACCUUGUUUAGAUGGUAAAAUUUAGAGUUGAAAUGAAGAUAAGUGGCUGUUUUUUUAAUAUAAAAAAAUUAUUUCGAUGAUGUUUUAUUGAAAAUCUCUUUCCAAUAAAAAUCUUGCUAAUCUUGAAGAGAAAUUAAAUAUCUAAUAUUGUAUCAAGCUAUCAAAUUUUACAUCGUGGUGCUAUUUUCAGUGUUUUUGAUUAAACUGGGAAUUAAAAUGAGCCAAAACAAAGCAGCUUAAAAAAUAAGAGCUUUUAAUGACAUCGAUAUGAAAAAAUGGCCUUUUCGGAUACCACUUGACUGCAGAAAUGAAUAGGAACAUAUAAUUUUAUUGCAGCAUAUUCAAAUUUUUAAUCAUCAAGCUUCAAAAUCGAAUCGACAUAUCCAAAUUCCAGUUCCAAUCGAAGGUCCAUAACUGCGAGAUUGAGAUCUUUGUGUUAUUUCCAGUAGUUUUGACCAAAUCACUAAAUGCUGGAACAAAAACAAAGCAAUCGUUUUUUUCUCGUUGUAAAGCAGGUUUGUUGCAGAGCGGGGUAGUGAUCGGGGAGCAGCCGCCGACGUCGCCGGGCUCGCUGACCACCUGGGGCCGCAUCCGCACGUCUACAGAGCCGCCGUUCGAUGAGCGCACGGCGAGCGAGCCGGACAUGACGCGUCGCGCGACCAGCAACUCCCUCCGACCCAACAGCCUCAUCGCGAACUUCGUCGGCGACACGCGGUUCGUAGACGUCAACGACAACGAGAUCAACGGCGUCCUGACGACGACGGAGACGGCGGCGAUCCGCAAAGAUCGCUGGCGUCGCAGCACCGCCCGCUCGUCCGUCACGGCGACCGCGCGACGGACAUUCGCCGACCUGAACGCGACCAAGAUGGCGCCCGAGCUCGAGUUCCUCGCCUUGCAUCAUGAGGUUCAGUUUUAUUUUUUCUGAAGGUUCUUGUAUUUUCCGUCUUAUUCUUGAAUUGCUUCUCACGUCUUCCUUCAGGAGGCUCUCAUUUUUGAGGGUUUUUCGAUUUUUUGUAGAUCUUUUCCAAAACUUCCUUAUAAAUUUUCGCGAUUAAAGAUAGGAACUACAAGUAUCAGAAAUUUUUUCAGAAGCCAGUUUGUGAGCAUUUCAAAAUUUGGUUGUCAAGUUCAACGAAAAAAACUUUAAAAGUCCUAAAAACUUACUUUGGCCAAUCCCUGUUGAAAUUUACCUUCUAAAAAAACUCCAUUUUACAAUUAAAAAAAAUCGGUUAGUUAUAGUAAUAAUCGCCGAAAAACUGAGUUUUUCAAAACUCAAUUAAUCAUGUGUCAUUUCAAAAACAUAAAAAAAGCUCAAUUCUUGACGAAUAAAAUUAUAAAGUAAUUUUAAAAAAAUUCCCAAUGGUUUGUUUUUCAAAAUUUGUUUGAAUAUUCAAGUUUUGAAAAAAAUCGUCUUUUUAUAUGGAAACAGAGCCGUAGAAAUCGCGGGGCUCCCAGAGAAUUUUUUUCUUCUCAAGAUUUUUAUAUUCAUCAAGAAAAAUUCUUUCCAAAUGAGAUUGAAUGUGUUUUUUGAAACAAGGGAUUGCUCUGGAAAGAACUCGAAUCGAAAUUCGGUCUUCCAGAUGCCAACCCUUUGUGAGUCUUCCUCCGCGUUCUCCCUGUCGGACAUUGGCGGAAUCAAACCGAAGGUCGACCUGGCGACACCCGCCGCGCUCCCCUCGAUCACCUCCCCCGGCGACCUCAAUUUUCCGGACUUUCUUCAGGUAUCUUUUUUCUCCUCGUUUCGGACCAUCUGAUUAAGGAGCGCGUUUUGCCUCACUGAACCUCCCAUUCUGAUUUAUUUCGUGAGAAAUAAAAAAAAGGAGUUCUUCUUCGGAAAAGACUGAGAAAACUGUCCGAUAAUAAAUAUUCCCUCAAGAGACCGUAGAUGUCAUUUACCUAGUAACUGGUCAAGGAAAUCCGCUUCAUUCUUCCUGUUACUCGGGCAAAGUCGGAAUGGUGGAUAAUGGCCGCUAAAAGGGAGAGGCUCAAAAAAGGCCCCAGAAAGGCAGCAAAAAGGCAGCAAAACGCGGCAAAAAGACAGCGAAAGGGAGCAAAGAGACUUUCUUUAUCGAGCCUUCCAUUUUUCUGGGAUUUUAAAGACUCGAGAAAUAGUGGAGAAAGGGAGAGGCAGCAAAAAUUGUGCAUAAGGGCUGAGAAAAUGGAGCAAAAAGGCAGCAAAAAGAGAGCCUUCGUCACCCUAAAAGGAACAUUUCUAUGGUCCUUUAUGGACCCUCGGAGGGUCCUUCCGACUUUGCCUAUGUAAUACAAAUUUCUUGCAUACGGCCUAAGAUUUCAACUUGAUGAAUAGUGUCUCUACUAUUACUACCGGGGCUAGGUGAUAUUUUUCUCCUUAUAAGAAUUGUGAAACCGGAAAAGAAAAAAAUUGGAAAAAUUUUUUUGUUUUUUUAUUCGAAAAAAAUUGGUCUUUUUUUCAUUUUUAAAUCGAUAAAUGAAUCCUAUCUCCGACAUAGUUAAUCAAUUAGGCCUUUCGAAGCUUUUUAAAAGAAAAAAAAUCGAUCAUAUAGGCUGGAAUAGAAUAUUAAAAAAACAUACUAUUCAAAAAUGAAUUACCCGACUUGAAAAAGAAGUGAAGUUUUUUGUUUGAAGGUGAUUUUUAAACGCUGUAAACUCUGAAAAUAUGACCUAAAAAUCAGAUUUUUCAACUAGAAUUCAAGUUUCAAGAUUUUCGAAAAAGUCGCCUUUUCAAAGUGGCAACUUGAAGAUUUUUUGUCUUACUUUUUUAGAUGUGAAAAUUCAAAAAAAAAAAAGACGUCCUUUUUCAGGACGAUUCGCCAGACUCGGGACUUGGAUGCAGCGGCCCAACUCACAUCGAAGAUUGGGCUUCUCUUUCGAUUCUUCUGCCCAAGUAAAUUGUCGAAAAUAAGUACAGAAUUAAAAGUUUCUGCCUUUCAGACACGUCGCAGAAGCUUGUUCGUUCUUCAAAUCCAACUCACAAUUACUGACUUCUUCCAAUAAUUGCAUCGACAGAAGUCGUCGAUCCACAGAAGCUUGUCGGACUUGCUACCGGGUCCGGAGAAGGUGAUUGGAGUAGGAAAUUCAACAAAAUAGACGAAAAAAUGAAGUUUGAUGUGCUUCAAAAGCAUUGAAAAAAACUUGAAACUAAAUGAAAGUUGGAAUCGCAAAAGUCAAACAAAAAACUUGAGCGAAGUUGGAAAUUUUAACUUGAAAAAAAAAAUGGUUUUUUUUUUGAGAACAGGCUGCUGAAUGGUAUUGUGAAGCGUAUAGAUUAAACGUUCGAAUAAGAAAGUUGAAAGCUCAGUUUUUCGGAAAAAAAAAGAAAGGAGAAUUGACCGACGGAAUUGUUGAGAAAAAAAAUUACAAAUUAAAACCAGAAAGAGAAAUGAAUUCAACCUUCGACCUAGUGUAUUACCGCCUUUAACUUGGGAAGACUUUGGUUGAUAACCUUAAAAAUGGUCUGAAAUGUUUGCUACAAACCGAAAUUCCUUUUUGGAAUUCAAUUGGACUCAUUCAACUCAUUCAGGAUACACCCACCUCUCUGGGCGCAGACCAACGCCAGCAGAACAGUCCUCUGCGACUGCGUCGGCGUCUCCGCGUCCGCUUCAGUGUCUCAGACGCCCUCAUCGUGAGUUUUGAGCUCAAUGAUGAUAGUUUCAUUCACUAGAUAUAGUAUGAAGGUGAGUAGAAUGGAAGGCAUUGAUAAAAAAAUCCACAACAGUUUAAAAAUGCUGAUAGAAGGUGAUCUCCUCUGAAACUGAAUCGACAUAUUAAAAUAAGCAAUUUUAACUGUUUUCACAAUUUUUCGAAAUUUUAAAUUCGCCGACAGCCACUCUUUUCAAUUGUGGAACUGAAAAAAAAGUAAACCGAAAUAAGAGUCAAAAUUCAUAGCCGUUUUCUAAUAGCCGCACAUCCCUAAAAUGAAAAUAAGAAUCGCUUCAGAACGGCCCACCCGCGACACUCCCUCCGACCGAAGGAGCUCUCGAUCGUCGGUCUGCCGAUCUACGCCUCGAAAAGGACGUUGGUCGAGCAAGUCGUCGAGGGAGUCGCCGCCUUGUCCCGCGGCGACGGAUGCCACGCCCUUUUGUGGUUGGUCCAUUUUCCAGAAGUUGAGAAUGUAAACGAAGCUUGAUAAACAAGGUGUUACCGUUCAAAAAGAUAGGCGAAUGUUGAUAUACUUGAUAUGAAAGUGGAAUUUGAGAUUUACAUAAAGUUUUUUCCAUUUUUAUAUAAGAAAAACUGAUUUUCCAAAGUAUAGUAAUAGCUUUGAAGUCGCGGCCAGCGGACUAUAUCAGCAAACUGUGAUGAAUGAACUAUUCAACAAAAAUUUGCAGCGCGAUGCGGAAUCUGGUGGAAGACGGCCUGAAAGAAGGCGUCUCCCCCUGGACAAUGAUCAAGACGGUGACGUCACGGGGUCCCGCCACGAAAAACGUGCACGCGAUCGUCAAACAGCUCGACGGCUGCGAACAGUCGGAAAAGUACCGCGUCGACCUCUUCUUCGAGGAGUUGAUCCGCGAGAACUCGCUCGACUGCUGGCUCUGCUACGUCGUCCUCAAGGAGAACGUCCUGAAGAAGCUCUACGACGAGCAGGCGUUCCUGGCUGCGGCCAGCUCCGAGUACCGGACACUUCUGUGGCGGAUGGUUGACAGUCUCUCCCUGCUUCCAGGUGAAUAUAUCCGUGAAGUUUCGGAGAGGGGACUUCCAAAUAUGACUAAUAAAAAUAAUAAUAGUUUGUUCACUGCCAUUCACAAUGAUAAUGUGAAAAUCGAAAGAAAGGGGCAAAUAUGUCUAACCUUCGAUAAUUACCAAGAAAGCUUUUUGGAAUAUCCAAAAAAAAUGCGUUUCUAUCGGAAGAGCUUUUUUCAUGAAAAGUUACAAUAAACUCAAAAAAAUUUUCUACCUAUUUAUGAAAUCCGCGAAACAGCAAAUUUAACGACCUUCAGCUCCAAAGUUCGAAAAUUUUGAAGGAGUCACUAAAGGGUACUCAAUAAUUUUUCGAUUAAAUAUCAUCCAUCCAGAAGUAGUUGAUUCAAACAUAGAAAAAAAUUAUGGUGAUUCUAAAUAUUCAAAGAACGCAGAUAGCCUUUUUUCGGCGACUAUCAGUAGCCUGAAGUUUUUCCUUUUUUCAAAUGAGAAUAAAACUGAAAAAUGAUUUUUGCAGUAUUGGAAGCUCGUGAGAACAGCUCGACGAUCCAGACGAAAUCGAUGCAGAAAUGGGGCGGAGCCUCGCGGAUCGCCUCCGAUUCCCGAGUUCCGAAAAGCUCGUCCGUGCCGGCCCGGCUCUCCAAUCAGCAAUUUCGACCCUCGCGAAUUCCAUUACCCAAGAGGUGAGCAUUUUUUAUGACCCGAACUUGGGGGCUCCAACAGCUCUCGAAGCAAUCCUUUGAGUGUACUUGAUAGUUUUUCAAGGAAAUGUUUCAUCUAAUCAACUUAUAAUAAAUUUCUAAAUUUUCGUUCAUUUUUAUUCGAAUACUUGAAAUUGGUCAGAAUAUUUUAGAAUGUUCCAGAUGUACAGGCUGGAAAUCUCAAAACUUGAAGAAGUGAAACUUUUAACGAAAUCCAUUCAAUUUUCGUUUUUUAAAGAAUUCCAAUGUUUUAAUUUAGUUAUCAAAGAAGAUUUUUUUCAAACUAAAAUGACCAAGUCACUAACUCAACUGAAAAACGUUCAGACAAGCGUUGCCGUCGAGGAGUCGGACUCCUUCAGCCGGACUGGCCAAGUCCUACGUCGCCCUGGUCGUCGAAGACCACGCCGACGACGAAAACUUCGCCCUGACGACCGGCGAGAAAGUGCGCGUUUUCUCGGAACGUGCCGACCUCGUCCGCUGCACCCGCGUCCAUGGCGUCCAUUCCCUGGUGAACACCGGCCUCGUCCCGCGGGCCAAGAUACGAGCCAUUCCCCGAAUCUAG